Messenger RNA from Vigna radiata var. radiata (mung bean), 1889 nucleotides. Its product is annotated as methyl-CpG-binding domain protein 4-like protein. Gene Ontology annotation, biological process: base-excision repair. Gene Ontology annotation, cellular component: nucleus. The record is from RefSeq and is a predicted model, not a curated record. Bases 211 to 1689 code for a protein of 492 amino acids. Lineage: Eukaryota; Viridiplantae; Streptophyta; Magnoliopsida; Fabales; Fabaceae. The transcript is spliced from 4 exons. Gene Ontology annotation, molecular function: catalytic activity; DNA binding.
GGGUAGAGGAGGGAAACGAUUAAUUGCUCUUUGGAAUAUAAGUAGUGCAGAAUAGAGAAGAGAAAUACGCCGCCUUGAAGAGUUCCCUUUUUCUCAACAACGCCACAAAGUUACUUCCUUUACCUUUUUCGAAAACUAAAUCUCUGGUUCUAGAAACCUCUCAUUUUGGCGGUCUCCAGUCCUAAUCCACAGUCUCAAAAAAUUGAAUCAAUGAAGAGAAAAUCCAACAGCACAAAAACAGCCCAGGAGCAUGCCAAGGUACGGAAGGUUUCUCCUUAUUUUCAGAAUGACAGUGAGAAGGCAGUUAAUGUAAAAGUCCAUAAGCUUGAAAGUGACAUUGAUUCUGUAGCUUUAAUGGAUACUUGUACUUUUGGACAUAAAAUUCCAUUUGAAAUGUUUGAAUAUAAAGGAAAGAGCACAUCUCAAAAGGAAGAGACAACAGAGCAUGCUCAAAUUCAAAAGGUUUCUCAUUUCUUUCAAAGCAACAUUGUGAAAAAGGUUGGUACUGAAUUAUGUUCUGCUGGUGAACAUAAGCCGCUGGGUAGUAGAUAUGUUUCCCCUUAUUUUCAUGAAGAUAGUAGUAAAAAGAUUGUUGUUUCCCCUUAUUUUCAUAAGGAUAGUGGGAAGAAGACGGACAUAAACACAAACCUUGAUAAUAAGCCGCUGGGUAGUAGAUAUGUUUCCCCUUAUUUUCAUGAAGAUAGUAGUAAAAAGAUUGUUGUUUCUCCUUAUUUUCAUAAGGAUAGUGGGAAGAAGAUAAAUACAAACCUUGAUAAUAAGCCGCUGGGUAGUAGAUAUGUUUCCCCUUAUUUUCAUGAUGAUAGUGGGAAGAAGAUUGUCGUUUCCCCUUAUUUUCAGAAUGAUAGUGGGAAGAAGACUGUCGUUUCUCCUUAUUUUCAGAAUGAUAGUAGGAAGAAGAUUGUCGUUUCCCCUUAUUUUCAGAAUGAUAGUGGGAAGAAGAUUGUCAAUUCUCCUUAUUUUCAGAAUGAUAGUGGGAAGAAGAUUGUCGUUUCCCCUUAUUUUCAUAAUGAUAGUGAGAAGAAGAUUGACGUGAAGGCAGAGCCUUUAGUUCAGAAAAACGUUACCCAUGCUAUUAGAUAUGUUUCCCCUUUGGAUGAGGGAGGCAAGAUGGAAUCUAUUGCUUUACAUGCUGCUGAAAAUUUUGUGGAGGAAAAUAAAUCCAGUGAAAAAUCUAUUGAAAUUAAAAAAAAUCUUUCUGCUUCUGAGAAAUGGAAUGAGGCAUACAGAAGAAAAACUCCUGAUAAUACAUGGAAGCCUCCACGGUCUGCGACGGUUCUCAUUCAAGAGGAUCAUGCUCAUGAUCCUUGGAGGGUUCUAGUCAUCUGCAUGCUUCUCAACAGGACUUCUGGUACACAGACAAAAAAGAUUGUGUUAGACUUCUUUAAAUUAUGUCCAGAUGCAAAAUCUUGCACAGAAGUUCCAAGAAAGGAAAUAGAAAAGACAAUAAGGACUUUAGGUUUCCAACAUAAAAGAGCAAAAAUGGUACAACGUCUCUCUGAAGAAUAUUUGGACGAAAGCUGGACCCAUGUAACUCAAUUACAUGGAGUCGGAAAGUAUGCAGCAGAUGCAUAUGCCAUAUUUGUUAACGGGGUGUGGGAUAAAGUGAGACCGGCUGAUCAUAUGUUAAAUUAUUAUUGGGAAUAUCUCUACAGAAUCUAUCGUGAGUGAGAAAGAACUUGGAAUCAUGAGUUAGAAGAGGAUUUCCUUGUCUUUAUGGAACCAGAGUCUAGGUUUCCAAAUGAUAAUGUUUUGAAGAACAAUGUGCUAAUAUAGGACUUUUUAUUUUAUAGAUAACUAUUUAUGCACAUCACUGUAACUAAACUAAUGAAAUUCAGUUUCUUUUUGGAUGAAGAUAUUUUUCAUGUUAA